This is a messenger RNA of Cryptomeria japonica (Japanese cedar), 6225 nucleotides long. Its product is annotated as disease resistance protein Roq1. Gene Ontology annotation, molecular function: ADP binding. The record is from RefSeq and is a predicted model, not a curated record. Bases 262 to 3432 code for a protein of 1056 amino acids. NCBI's taxonomy places the organism in Eukaryota, Viridiplantae, Streptophyta, Pinopsida, Cupressales, Cupressaceae. The transcript is spliced from 4 exons. Gene Ontology annotation, biological process: signal transduction; defense response.
AUUCUUUGCACAGGUCGGUGAUUGUCCAAUUUCUUAACCAUUUCCCUCCCUUUUUUUUGGCCUUUUUUUGCCUUGGAUGUUGCGUUUUCCUUUCUCUUAUUUUUCUCGUUAUUUCAAGGAAAGUACUGAACUUGACUGCAGUAUGAUCUAUUUAGCCCACUCAACCCUUCACCUUCAACAUAAACACAUAAGUGCAAUCAAAUCCUACUUGCCCUGUUCUAUUUCUUCUUUAACGGGUGGUUAGGGUUUGAAUUGGAACCAAUGUCGUCUUCUUCAUCAUCUCACAAGCAAAAUCAGGAGUUUAAUGCUUUCUCUGGCAAAAUAAGGAUGGUUUGUGAAUCUUCAAGAUUGUUUGAUGUAUUCAUUAACCACAGAGGCCCGGAUGUCAAACAAACUCUUGCUCUUCAGCUUUACAACUCCCUGGAGCAGUUGGGGAUACGGACGUUUCUUGAUUCCCAAGAGAAGCAACUUGGGGAUUCGUUUCCUUCAACUAUUGAGACAGCUAUCCGCUCUGCUUCAGUACACGUAGCCAUAUUUUCCAAAGGAUAUGCAGACUCACCUUGGUGUUUGGCUGAGCUGCUUCUCAUGCUAGAAAGUGAGGCCAAAAUUAUCCCUGUGUUCUAUCAAGUGAAACCUUCUGAUCUCCGCUACAUAGAAACGGGAGCAUACGCUGAAGCUUUCAUCAAAUAUAAAGUGAAGGGCAGAUACCUGAAGAUGCUUAACGAGUGGAAGGAAGCCCUUCAGUCUCUUUCACUUAUAGCUGGGGAAGAAUUUGACAGUGACUGGCACUGCGAAAAAAUAGUAGCAGCUGUGCAAAAAGAAGUACAAAGGAAAACACCUUUACAUGUUGCUCAAUAUCCAGUGGGGCUUAACAAUCUUGUGAAAGAAUUUGAAAGGCGUUGCCUUGAGGAACUUGUAGAAGAUUUUGAAAAUCAGUGCAGGCUGAAGAAAGCGAAGGAUAGGGCUAAGGUAGUUGGCAUUUUUGGCAUGGGUGGAUUGGGGAAGACAACUCUUGCCAAAGAGUUGUUUAAUAGAAAGAGUUCAAAUUAUCAACGAGCAAGUUUUUUGUUUGAUGUGCGAGAAGCAUCUGAGAGAAGAGAAUUACCUUCCUUGCAAUUUAAGCUUCUCAAAGAUCUCUUCGAUAAAGAUCUCAGAUUUAGAAGUAUAGAAGAAGGAACAAGCUAUCUCAAAGACAGUCUACAAAAGAGCCCUGCCUAUUUAAGCUUCCUAAUUGUGCUAGAUGACAUAGAUCAUGUGGAACAGUUAAAUGCUCUACUUAUUAUGGAUAUUUUAAACAAACUGGGUAAUAGUCUGGUCAUUGUCACAACUCGUGACAUUGGAGUGCUUAUAACCGCAGGGAUUACUGAAGGUUAUCGUUUAAAAGGAAUGGAUAAAAAUCAUGGGAGUGAACUCUUUUGUCGGCAUGCCUUUGACCAACCCAAUCCAUUGAGUGGUUACGAGGAGUUGGUUAAAUCCUUUGUAAAUGUGUGUGGAGGGAUACCUCUGUCACUUCAAGUUUUGGGCAGGCACGUUCGUGGUAGAAGUAAGGAUUAUUGGAGGUCAGAAUUGGUUGAAGUUAGAAAGACGCUGCCUCGGGAUGUAAAGCAAAGAUUGAGAAUAAGUUUUGACGCAUUGAAUGCUGCAGAAAAACAGGUUUUUAUGGAUAUUGCUUGUUUCUUUGGGGGCAGAGAGCAGAGUAUAGCCGAAAGAGUAUGGGAGGGAUCAGGAUGGAAUGCUCAACAUGCGCUGGAAACACUUAGAGAUAAGUGUCUUAUUGAAGAAACAAAUAUAGAUUUACGAAUGCAUGACCAUCUUAGGGACUUGGGAAGAGAAAUGGCCCUUGAGCUCAGCCCUCCUCAUCGCCUGUGGCAUCCUGAUGAUCUGAAACGUUUGGAAUUGAGGAGCUUCAAAAAUAUCCUCACCGAAAUCAAUGUCAGGUGUUUCCAUUCCAUUUUUGAUGAAGCCAUGAAUUCUCGAGUGACAUUCUUCCUAGGCCAGUCAGACAACCGUGCUGGUACAUCAGCUCGCUUACUAUGGCUCGAGCUUGAGGGCAAUUCCACAAAACAAUCAAUGAAGAGCAUUCCUUCAUGGAUUCCUCUUCAAAGUUUGCAGUGUUUGAAAAUCAAAGGCGGGCGAUUUACAACAUUGUGGAAGAAUCGUAUACAGGCGCCUUCCCAGUUGAAGAGUCUUGAUAUUACAAAUUGUAAACAUUUGAAAAGUUUAUCAAGAAUAUCUAAUAUUGCAAAGCUUGUGGAGUUGAAUAUUCAUCAAUGCGCAGAGGUUGAGGAGCUAAAUCUAGGUCAUCUCAACUGUCUAGAAACGAUCACAAUUCUGGAUUGUAAACAUUUGAAAAAUGUAUCAGGAAUAUCUAAUCUUGCAAAACUUGUGCUACUGAAUAUUAGUCAAUGUUCAGAGCUUGUGGAGCUAACUCUUGGUCAUCUCAUUUGUCUGGAAAGGAUCACAAUUGUAGAUUGUAAACAUUUGAAAAAUGUGUCAGGGACAUCUAAUCUUCCAAAGCUUGUGGAGUUGAAUAUUCAUCAAUGUGAAGAUCUUCAGGAGCUAAUUUUAGGUCAUCUCAGCUGUUUAGAAACAAUCACAGUUGUAGAUUGUAAACAUUUGAAAAAUGUAUCAGGAAUAUCUAAUCUUGCAAAGCUUGUGCUAUUGAAUAUUAGUCAAUGCUCAGAGCUUGAGGAGCUAACUCUAAGUCAUCUCAGUUGUCUGGAAACAAUCACAAUCGCUAAUCUUCAAAAGCUUUCAGAGAUGAAUAUUUGUCAAUGUGCAGAGCUCGAGGAGCUAACUCUAGAUCAACUCAGCUGUCUAGAAAAGAUCACAAUUGUAGAUUGUGAACAUUUAAAAAAUGUGUUAGGGACAUCUAGUCUUCCAAAGCUUGCGGAGUUGAAUAUUCAUCAAUGUGCAGAACUUGAGGAGCUCACUCUAGGUCAUCUCAGCUGUCUCGAAAUAAUCAGAAUUGAAGAUUGUAAGCAUUUGAGAAAUGUAUUAGGAAUAUCUAAUCUUGCAAAGCUUGUGCUAUUGAAUAUUAGUCAAUGCUCAGAGCUUGAGGAGCUAACUGUAAGUCAUCUCAGCUGUCUGGAAACCAUCACAAUCGCUAAUCUUCAAAAGCUUGCAGAGUUGAAUAUUCAUCGAUGCACAAAGCUUGAGGAGCUAAGUCUAGAUCGUCUCAGCUGUCUGGAAAGGAUCACAAUAGGAAAUUGUCAAGAAUUAAAAAAUGUAUCAGGGACACCUGAUCUUACAAAGCUCGUGGAAUUGAAUCUUCAUCAAUGUGCAAAGCUUAAGGAGUUAAGUCUAGGGGACUUCACUCUAGGUCAUCUCAGAUCUCUGAAAAGGAUGACAAUUGCGAAUUGUAAAAGUUUGAAAUAUUUGCCAGGGGCACCUAAUAUUCGAAUUCGCGGAAUUAAAUAUUUUAAAAUUUAAAUAUUUGAAAAAUGUGCCAGUGACACCUAAUCUUCCAGCUUGCGGAAUUAAAUAUUUGUCAGUGCGCAGAGCUUCAGGAGAUAAGUUUAAGUCAUCUCAGCUGUCUGGGAAGGAUCAUAAUUGAAGACUGUAAACAUUUGAAGAGCCUGUCAAGGCCAUCGAAUUUUCCAAAGCUUCUUGAGUUGAAUAAUAGUCAAUGGCCUAAUUGUAAAUAUUUGAUAAUUAUGAAUUGACAUUGAGUACUGGUGAAAGCCCAGAGCUUGAGGAGCUAAUGCUUGCACAUUUGAGUUAUCUGGAGAUAAUUACUAUUGAAAACUGAUAAUUUGAAAAGCCCGAGUCUCAUUGGUAUGAAGUGUCUAGAGAGCAUAACAUUUGAUAGAAACUUAAAGGUGAAAUAUUUUAAAUUUCUUGGCUGUCGAACUUUGAAAAUAGUAAAAUUUUGUUGUGAAGAGCUUGUGGAACUUUGAAAACAAUGAAUUUUUUUUUGUGAAGAGCUUGUAUAAUUAAUCAUUCUGAGUUGUCCUGAGCUUAAGGAGUUGUCGAAGUUGCCUGGAGGGGAUUACAAUUAAUGGAUGUGGGAAGCACAAACAUCUUCAAGUGUAUAGUUUUCCAAAUUUGAGGAGUGUGUCAGGUAAGUGUGAGUUUACAAGCUUGUACAUUAGUGAGUGUCCUGAGCUUGAGUUGUCAUGUCUUUCCAGGCUGAGUUGCACAUUACGCUGCCAACAACACUCAUCAAUUUGUUUAUACGAAGUUCCGGAGGUUUGCAAAGAUAGCAGGAACCGAUGAUCUUACAAAGCUUAGAGAGUAGUCCAAAUUUAAAAGUGUGUCGGGUAACUUCGGGGUUACAAGGUUGUACAUUAGUGAGUGUCCUGAGCUUGAGGAGCUACCGAGUCUUUCCAGAGUAAGCCACUUGGAACAAAUUGUGAUAGGCUCUUGUGACAUGGUGAGAACAUAGCAGUUAUUUAAGAGUUGUAUGCAUUGUAUGCAACUUUUUCGUUGCAGCAUUCCAGUAAUUCAGAAUUGCAUUCCAUGAUUGAAGGCAUUGAUUUUGAGACUGCUAGGGAUUUUUUUAAUUUUUUUUAAAUGAAAGAAUUCACCAUGAAGAACUGAGAGCAUUUUGUCUUUUAUUUCAGACUGUGCAGUCAGAAUAAACACUUGUGAUCCAGUGGAUGGGGUGGGAUCACCUUUGCAUGAGUAUCUGUUUUAUGACGUUGAUAUUGGCGUUGAUGCAGUCACUUACAUUGUCACUGAAAUUGGUGUUGAAAACAGUGACAAGUUGGGAACACGGCGAAUAUUAAGUUCAGUUAUUGUAUGCUCUAUAGUUGGGUUUAAUAGCUCUACUUCGGUAGAGGAUACAAAUAAAUCACUUCUACGCAACCCAUCUCACUAUACUAGCUGAUUUGUUCCCACGCUGCAGAAAUUAGGUGUUGCAGGGUAAGAAGUCCUGGGUUUCCUGACAAGCUAAUCGCUCUGUUUCACUAUAUGCAGAAAAAACAGGUCUCCAACCCUAUUGGGUAUCAUUUGCAAGCAUAGUCCCAGCCUGUGCAAAAAUGGGAGCUCUGGAAAAGAGAAUUCGUAAAAACACGAAGGAUAUAGAAAUUUUCUCAGAUGUUGUCGUUGGAAAUGCUCUGGUUGACAUAUACGCAAAUGUAGAAGCAAAGACAAGGCACGUGAACUGUUUGACCAAAGGCCUCAAAAAUGUAGUCUGAUCGAAUGCUAUGAUUGCAGGGUAUGCACAAAAUGGGUUUGUCGAAAAGGCUUUAGAAACUUUCAAGUAAAAUGAAAUUGGCAGGUGUAAACCCGGUUCCUCAUCCUUUGUCAGCAUCCUCCCUGUCUGUGACGAAAUAUGGGCUUUAGAACAGGCCAUGCACACCCAUCACUAGACAAAGGAUAGAUGAGUUUUGUCAGAUGUAGUUGAAACUGCUCCGGUAGACAUGCAUGCAAAAUUUGGAAGCAUAGACAAGGCAUGUCAACUGUUUGACAUAAUGCCUUAAAGAUAUGUGUUUGUAUGGAAUGCCCUGAUUGCAGGAUAUUUAAAAAAUGGUUUUGUUGAAAAGGCUUUAGAAACUUUCAAGCAAAUGCAAUUGGUGAAUGUGAAGCCGACUCUACAACCUUCGCUAGCAUCCUCACAGCCUGUGCUGAAUGGGAGCUUUGAGACAGGGCAUGUACAUCCAUCAAAGCAUAAAGGAUAGAUGAAUUUUGUCAGAUGUAGUUGCAACCGCUUAAAACGUGGAAACAUAGAGAAGGUACGCGAACUGUUUGACAAUGUGCCUCAAAGGAGCAUGGUCUCACGGAGAGGAACAAAAUGGAUUUGUUGAUAAAAGAUUUAGAUAGUUUCAAGCAAAUGAAAUUGGUAGUUGUAAAGUCCAGCAUUCUCCUCAUCUGUUCUAAAAUAGGAGCUUUAGGUAUGGUCAUCCAUAAUAGCAUAUUUUUUUUUGUCAAAUAUUAUAGUUCGAAGUGGAAGAGGAUUUUUAUCAAAUAUUAUAAUUGAAAAUGUUUUAAUAGACAUGUAUGGAAAAUGUGGAAGAUGUGGAAGGAGAGACAAGGCAUAUGAAUCGUUUAACAAGAUGCCUCAAAGAAAUGUGGUCUUAUGGAAUAAGAUGUUUGGAGAAUACAUAUCAAAUGCUUUUGCAAGGACACUCUUCAAAUGUUCAAAUUAAUGAAUCACUCGACAAUUAACAUUAUAAGCUUUUCAUGCGAUCUAUGUGCAUGUAGACAUUUAGCUUUAGUGGGCGAUGGUUGUAAAUACUUUAAUCACAUGAGUAAUUUUUAUUACAUUACACUUAUAAUUGA